GCCGGUCACGAUGACGGCGGAGGCGUCGGAGUGUCUGCGCGCGGCGCGAGGUGGGUGGUGCGCGAGCGCGGCCACGUCGGUGAAGCCCCGUCUGCUCAACGUCUGCCUCAACGACCUCCGCUUCCGCUUCCUCGGUCCUCGCUGCCAGCACUAGAUCUCAUCAAUAACAAAAAGGUUGGGAUUGUCAUCGGUCCGCAGAAUACUUUACAAGCAGAAUUCCUGACCUACCUAGCAAAUACUACCAAGGUUCCCGUCAUCACUUCCUCUGCAACAGGUGAUACAGUUACUCAAUAUCAUGUCCCAUACUUCCUUCGUGCUUGUGUCAAGGGCUCCUUCCAAGCAGCUUCGAUUGCUGCCUUUGUCAAGUCCUAUGGCUGGAAAAAUGUUGUUCUUGUCUAUGAGGACAACAACUACGGUGCUGGCAUUCUCCCUUCCAUUACCGACGCCCUUGAAGCCGUUGAUGUCCAUGUCAUUAACCGUUCUGCCAUCCCUACUUCUUGCCCCGGUGACCGCAUUGAUGCGGAACUAUACAAGCUCAUGACCAUGCAGACACGUGUCUUCAUCGUCCAUAUGUUGCCAGCCGACGCUGCCCGCCUAUUUGCUCGGGCCUCAGCAAUCGGUAUGCUGACUGAAGGGUAUGUCUGGAUGGUCACGGAUGACAUCGGCAUUGCCCUUGAUGUGCUCCCCCAACAUACCACUGAAACCAUGCUGGGUGUUGUUGGUUUCCGUCCAUAUGUAGCAAAGUCUACAAGGAUUACUGGUUUCAUGGAUCGUUUUUUCACUCGAUACAGAGCCAAAUACCAUCAAGAUCCUGAUGUUAGGGUGGCAAAACCGACCAUGUUCCAGUAUUGGGCAUAUGAUGUGGUAUGGGCAAUUGCAUCUGCAACAGAGAAAUCCAAGAGGCCCAGAUCCUUAAAUCUAGGAUCUACCACAGGUUAUAUGGGCAAGUUAGUAGAUGAUCUGCAACCAUCUCCUGCUGGCUCAGAACUCCUAGCUUCCAUAAUAGGUGGGGAGUUUUAUGGAUUGGCUGGGAGAUUCAGGUUUGUUGAUAGGCAUUUGCCGGUUCCACCAUAUGAGAUCGUCAAUGUGAUUGAAGACAAGAUUAGACGCAUUGGGUUUUGGAGCCCUGGUUAUGGACUCUCAGCUUUUCUCAACUCUAGCACUAGACCAGGCCAAGCUAGACGUAGGGCAAAAGCUGGUCAAGUCCUGAGAGCUGUCAUUUGGCCAGGUGAUUCAAUUACAGUGCCUAGAGGUUGGGACUUCCCAGCAAAUGGCAAGAUACUGCAGAUUGCUGUGCCCGUGAGACGGGAUUUUAAGGUUUUUGUCAAAGUUGAGAAUCCUAACUCUAGUAUGCAAAGUGUCACUGGCUACUGCAUUGAUGUCUUUGAGGCUGCUGUGAAGAAACUACCAUAUGCACUACCCUUCAAGUACAUGCCCUACGACUGUGCAAAUUCAUAUGAUAAACUGGUAUCACAGGUUUACUUCAAGACAUAUGAUGGAGCAGUGGGUGAUGUGACAAUUAUUGCCAAUCGGACUAGGUAUGUAGACUUCACAGUGCCAUACACAGAGUCCGGUGUGUCGAUGCUUGUCCUAGCUAGGAAAGAUGAGGAUGAACCAACGAUGUGGAUCUUCUUAAAGCCAUUGACGACUGACCUUUGGAUUGCUAUGGUAGUGUUUAUUGUAUUCACUGGCCUAGUUGUAUGCACGAUUGAAAAGCCUGUAAAUGAUCAAGUCCAGGGUUCCAAAUGGAAACAGCUCAACACUUAUUUUUACUUUGCAUUCUCCACUGGGACUUCUACGCAUGAUCAAAAGUUCAAAAGCCUUCAGUCAAAAGUUAUUAUGGUGUCCUGGUGCUUUGUACUGCUAGUUAUAGUGCAGAGCUACACAGCAAGCUUGUCGUCAAUGUUAACUGCAAAGAGGCUCCAACCUUUGGUGACUGACCCAAUGCAACUUUUGCACAAAGGUGACUAUGUUGGAUACCAGAACGGAUCAUUUGUGCACUCGAUGCUGAGGAGGCUCCAUUUUAAGGACCGCCAGAUGAUGUCUUUUAGCACUCGGGAGGAAUAUGCAGACGCAUUGAGGAAGGGAUCUAAGGAAGGAGGGGUAUCCGCCAUCUUUGAUGAGACACCAUACAUAAAUUCUUUCCUCUUGCUGUACGGAAAAGAUUUCCAGAAGGUUGGCCCCAUUGACAGGACGGUCGGUUUUGGUUUUGCUUUUCCUAAAGGCUCUCCAUUGGUGGAGGAUCUUUCCAAGGCCAUGCUCAAUUUAAUAGAAGGGUCUGAAGGUUCUGAUAUUGAGAGGAAAUGGUUUGGGGAUCGGAUUUUGUCACUGGAUUAUGGCAGUCCAGACACUAGCUUCUCACGACUCAGUUCACGAAGCUUCAAAGGUCUAUUCAUCAUCAAUGGAUGCAUUUUAGGUUUGAUGUUUCUCAUAAACUGCUCGAGGUACGCAUAUGCAAAAUUCACUGCCAAAAGAAAAGCUGCUGCUGCUAGUGAUGGUGAGGCACAACCUUCGACGAAUGGUAACGACAUACCUGCUGUCUAGUCCCCCUAGAGCAUUGGAGUGUUGCGGAUUAUGAGUUUCCGUUAUUUAUGGGUUUCGUUAAGCUGCCUUUUGCUGCCCACCAGCUGUGUGCCAUAAUGUUGUAAUACUAUGCUAUUAUUAUGGUGGGAUGCCACUUGUAUUUGUACUUAUAUAAGUCGUGUUGAAACUCGGAUUUGAUGAUAUUUGUAGCACUUCUGUUCGUCUAUUGUACGGGUGACUGAAAACACAAAUAGAUUCCAGUCACUUCUGAUCUGUGUGUUGGAUUUUGAUCA
Molecule: messenger RNA, 2816 nt
Organism: Triticum urartu
Lineage: Eukaryota; Viridiplantae; Streptophyta; Magnoliopsida; Poales; Poaceae
Product: glutamate receptor 2.7-like
Cellular component (GO): membrane
Molecular function (GO): ligand-gated monoatomic ion channel activity
Source: RefSeq, a predicted model, not a curated record